This is a messenger RNA of Meyerozyma guilliermondii ATCC 6260, 825 nucleotides long. RefSeq lists its product as uncharacterized. NCBI's taxonomy places the organism in Eukaryota, Fungi, Ascomycota, Pichiomycetes, Serinales, Debaryomycetaceae. The record is from RefSeq and is a predicted model, not a curated record. The transcript has a single exon. Bases 1 to 825 code for a protein of 274 amino acids.
AUGGCCAAGGAAAUUGCCAACAAGCAACUCAGCUCUAAAUCCAUCGAGCACGUUGUGGGUUAUCCCAUUAUCAAGGAUGUUACCGAUUACGCCUUGUCUUACAGCUUGGUAAGCUAUGUUUAUCAACAAGCUUAUCUUAUAACGGGAUUCUUUUUUGCCAAUUUCGUGGCUCCUUUCCCCGUGGUUAAAAACAAUUUGAACUGGGUCGACUCUCAAGUUGACCUGGUGGUAUUGACCAGAGUGGAUCAAGUUGUUGAUAAGGCUAACAACUUCCAUCCUGUCUCCACCGUUGAGAAGAAAUAUUUGGCUCCUGUCAACUCCUACAUCUACAAUACCGUAGACAAGUACUUGCCUGGAUCGGCUACCGAGAACAAGGCCACAUUCAAGUUGGAUGACUUGAAGGAGUCGUCAGAGGUUUCCAAGUUCUUCAGGAUUCUCAACGAAACAUACUCGCGUUCCAAACAAUUGGCCACCGCCAAGUCGUCCGAAGUAACCAACUCCGUUACCGAUAGCUACAAUAAGGAAGUUGCCGCUUUGGAAAAUGUUUCUGGAGGUUUGCAAAAGAAGGCAGUUGCCUCAUACAACACUUUGAUCAAGUUUGUGUCCGACAUCAACAACAGUUUCAUUCGUCCAUUGAAAGAUCAAACCCAAGACUACGUUGUCGAUGUUGCAACCACCACCCAGAAUAAGGCUGAUUUUUUCAUUGCCGAAGCCAAGAACGGAAUCAAGCCAAAGGUGAACGAAGCUGCCGCCAAGGGCCAGGAGCUCUUGAACGGCGCUGCUGAAUCGAGCAAGAGCGCUCCAGUGGUCACUGCUUCUGCCUAA